This is a messenger RNA of Ricinus communis (castor bean), 1483 nucleotides long. Its product is annotated as calreticulin. Gene Ontology annotation, biological process: protein folding. The record is from RefSeq and is marked provisional. Lineage: Eukaryota; Viridiplantae; Streptophyta; Magnoliopsida; Malpighiales; Euphorbiaceae. Gene Ontology annotation, molecular function: calcium ion binding. Gene Ontology annotation, cellular component: endoplasmic reticulum; endoplasmic reticulum membrane.
CUAGAAAUGGCGAACCCUAAAUCUCUCUCACUCUUUCUUCUCUCGCUUUUAGCGAUCGCUUCUGCAGAAGUCUUCUUCGAGGAGCGUUUCGAAGAUGGAUGGGAAAAUAGGUGGGUUAAAUCUGAUUGGAAGAAAGAUGAGAAUACAGCUGGUGAAUGGAAUUAUACCUCUGGAAAGUGGAAUGGAGACCCUAAUGACAAAGGUAUUCAAACAAGUGAAGAUUAUAGGUUCUAUGCUAUUUCAGCUGAAUUCCCUGAAUUCAGUAAUAAAGAUAAGACUCUAGUCUUCCAAUUUUCUGUCAAGCAUGAACAGAAGCUUGACUGUGGUGGUGGUUACAUGAAGUUGCUCAGUAGUGGCACUGACCAGAAGAAAUUUGGUGGUGACACUCCAUACAGUAUCAUGUUUGGACCCGAUAUAUGUGGCUACAGCACCAAAAAAGUUCAUGCUAUCCUUAACUACAAUGAUACAAACCACUUGAUCAAAAAGGAAGUUCCAUGUGAAACCGACCAGUUAACUCAUGUUUACACAUUGGUCAUCCGUCCAGAUGCUACUUAUAGCAUUCUUAUCGACAAUGUGGAGAAGCAAACUGGUAGUUUGUACACUGACUGGGAUCUUCUUCCACCUAAGAAAAUCAAGGACCCUGAGGCCAAGAAACCAGAAGAUUGGGAUGAGAAGGAGUAUAUUCCUGACCCUGAGGAUAAGAAACCAGAGGGUUAUGAUGACAUUCCAAAGGAGAUUCCAGAUCCCGAUGCCAAGAAGCCUGAGGAUUGGGAUGAUGAGGAAGAUGGUGAAUGGACUGCCCCAACCAUUGCCAACCCUGAGUACAAGGGUCCAUGGAAACCCAAGAAAAUUAAGAACCCCAACUACAAGGGCAAGUGGAAAGCACCAAUGAUCGACAACCCAGACUUCAAGGAUGACCCAGAAAUCUAUGUUUACCCCAACUUGAAGUAUGUUGGUAUUGAAUUGUGGCAGGUGAAAUCUGGAACCUUGUUUGACAAUGUCUUGAUUUGCAAUGACACUGAGUAUGCUAAGCAGCUGGCUGAAGAGACAUGGGGAAAGAACAAAGAUGCUGAGAAGGCAGCAUUUGAAGAGGCAGAGAAGAAGAAAGAAGAGGAGGAAUCAAAGGAUGAUCCAGCUGAUUCUGAUGCUGACGAGGACGAUGAUGAUGCUGAUGACACUGAAGGAGAAGAUGAUGGUGAAAGCAAAUCAGAUGCAGCAGAAGACAGUGCUGAGGACGUACAUGAUGAACUGUUUGCUGACAAGCGAUGGAGAUGAGCGGGGGCAUAUAGUAGUACUCCCAAAAUUUUUCUAUUUUCUUUUGAUUCGUAGCUGUAGGAGCUCUUGUAGGGAAAGAAAAAUAGAGAAAGUUGCACUGCAGAACUGCUUGGCUGAUUGUUUUAGUCCCCAUUUAAAACCUGUCUGAGCCUUUAGAACAAAGAAGAUGUCCUUUUAUAAUCAAAUUUAUGAUUUGAAUGUUCUACAA